Messenger RNA from Phytophthora megakarya, 3507 nucleotides. Lineage: Eukaryota; Oomycota; Peronosporomycetes; Peronosporales; Peronosporaceae. The record is from the annotation of a GenBank genome assembly.
AUGCGAGGAAUUCUACAAUCUGAUCCGCCAGUAGUAUGUCCCGAACAAACACGCAGGAAUGUUGCCAGCGAAUGCGGACAAGAUGCUAAAUUAGAACGCUCGCCAGGUUGGAAUCUGGUACGAGCCGAGCGUUCUGAGAUAUGUAUUUUUGCUUACGUCGAGAAGCGAGAGAAACCGGAGGUUAGUAAGCCGAUCGACAAUACAUGUGAAGUGCACAAUAAGCCUACCUUUGCGAACUUGCGGAAGAACGAUUACUCCCACACAGAUGUGGUCAUGGAAUUAGAUCUGCUGCCAGGGGAGUCAAGAGGAUUCUGGAAGUACCAUGCACCUGGCAAGUGGUUUAAACAAGCUAAGUCUACAGCCAAGAUCAACAACGAAAGGACCACACUUCUCUUUGACUCCGACGCGGAGAUCUCAAUUGUGGAUUCUACCUUUGCUCGUAAGUCAGAGAAAGAGUGCGUUGGGAUCGGAGAGAACGCAUACAUGACAGAGGGACGUACCCUUAUCGAGAUCACGCUUGCCGGAGCAUACGUAUACUACUUCGACGCAUGGGUCGGUGACUUGACGGGUCAGGAGGCGAUCUUGGGGAUGGACUUCAUGGUCCCGGUAGGCAUCCGUCUCGAUCUGGCCGAUGGGUCAUUGUGCCUCCCAGACGAGGUACGCAUCCAGCUAUCUGGGCGUCGGCGGAUCUUCAGCGAAAACUCGAGACUGAUCAGGUUCGACCAACACGGUAAUGUUCUAGUGGCAGGAUUCGUGGAGAUCGCUUUCCGGAAAUCGCUGGCGGAUAAGCAGAAAUUGUGGGUCACCCGCGGAGAUCGAUGGGUCCCGACGACUAGGCCGGAGCAGUACCUACGGAUCACGAAUGAGUCAGAUCAACCAAUAACGCUGCAACGCGACACCCGUAUCGGAAUCUGGUUGGCGGGAGAUCACGUACCGCGGACCCCGAGAUACGUCUCGGUCGGAUCACGAAGAUAUGCAGAAUGGCAGAACCUGGCGUUCCAAGCCACCAUCGACGAAACACCGAUAGAGGACUCGAGCGAAGUGGUGGCAGAACCAUUGGUCGACAGACCGCAGUACGACGCACCAACAGAGAUCUCGAAGGAGGGACCGAAACCGCGGAAAGUGAUGUCAGUCCAACCAUCACCCAGUGUAGAGAUGACGAUCGAAGCCACGGCGGCAAGUUGCAGAUCACUAAAACCUGAACCGGAGAACGCAGAUCACGUCACUACGGAAGGCACGAGGGUUGGUCAGGAAAAGAUCGAGCCGAGAGACCAGGCAGGCGAACCAGAUCAGAAGAUCGGACCAGAGGAAGUGCUGGUGAAGCUGGACAGAGACGCCGACGACGGCAUGGAUGACGCAGUCGGCUACCACGAAGGCGGAGACAUCUUCCCUGAAGACAUCGAGAACCACAUGGCGGUACUGACGGAUGUCGAGACCACCACGAGAGAAGUUACGAUAGACGAUAUACGGGUGGAGGAUCCAGAUGCAACGCUGGAAGAGUGCGAACGGCUGCGCCGCAUCAUAUGGAAGCAGCGUCACAUCUUGAUCGGAUCCGGAAACGCAAUGUCCCCCGCAGCCAAUGAAGCGAUCUGCGAUAUUGAUGUCGGAAAUGCGAAACCUGUAGCCCAGUGCUGCCGAAGAGUAGCCCCACAAUUCCGUGAGAAGUUAUCCAUGCUCAUCAAGGGACUGCUGUCUGCGACGAUCAUCACUCCAUCAACCUCACCUUGGGCGUCACCAAUAGUGGUCAUUAUCAAGGCCAACGGCGUGGAUAUCCGCCUCUGCAUCGAUUACCAAGUGGUAAACAGCUUGACGAGGUUGAUGGUGUACCCGAUGCCGUUGAUCAAUGAUCUUCUCGAAGGCUUGGACAAGGUGCUUUGGUACUACUCCCUCGAUAUGGCGUGUGGAUUCUGGGUCAUGUCCAUGACGCCGCGGGCGAGACUGAUCUCAGCAUUCAUCACGCCAUUCGGUUUAUUCAAGUGGACAAGGAUGCCGUUUGAUCUGAAGAACGCUCCGCAGAUCUACCAGCGGAUCGUAGACAACGCCCUAUAUGGGCACAUGUGCAUCAAGCCCGGCCAAGACAAGACAGUAGAUUUGUUCGAGGAAGGGGAGCCAGAACCAGAACCCAAACCGUCGAUCUUGGGACGGCGAUCGUACGUCGACGACAUUCUCGUGACUGGAGACACGUGGGACAGCAUGUGUAACAAGGCCGAAAAGCUGCUAGAUGUAAGUGAUUGUUGGAACCUGUCGAUCAGUGUAGCUAAACGCUACUGGCGUAGGCGCAAAGUGACCUAUCUGGGCCACCAAGUGUGGACAGACGGGUUGGAGGCGAAGCCGAAAGACCUCGAAGCCUUCUCGAAUCUCCCGUUCCCCACCAAGCUGAAGUCGAUGCAGUCGUUCCUUGGGAGCCUGAAUUACUACAGGCGCUUCAUCGAUGACUUUGCAGUCUACGCAGCAAUCUUGUGUGAGCUUUUGGGAAAUUACUAUCAGAUCGCACGGUUGCAGUUGACUGGAGAGCCGGAGGAAGGGACGCAACCAGUGGACGAGGAACGCGAUCGCUGGACACGAGUAAUGAAUGCGUUCACCAUACUCAAAGCGAAGAUCAUCUCCACCCCGAUCUUGAAGCACUUGGAUCCGGGGCGGGCGCCAGUGAUCUCGGCGGCACUAAUGCAGGAACGCAGGAACAAGGACGGCGUGUAUUGGCCAGUGAUCUUCACCAGUCGGACGCUGAAGGCCAACGAGUUGAACUAUGGGAUCGUAGAUAAGGAGGUCCUGGCUCUUCUUCGCAUACGUCAGCUCCUCGCAGUUGGUCACCAGAUCGAUCAAGGUGCUAUCGCGUUUCUCCACGCUAGCCUGGCUCCUGAAGUCGAUUGGGAUAGACGGACGUUGGGCAGGUGGGCCGCAUUGUUGUCUGGCUGGACGAUGGAAAUUACGAAGUGUUCCAAAAGCGAAGAGGAAAUUCUAGGGGCGAUCGCUGUGAGUAUCACUCCUCGAACAGAAGUUGACGAGGACCUAAUCGCAAUAGCCCCGAAGAAGCAACCCCGGAAGAUGAUUGCCAUGAUUCCCCCAACCGUAGAACCGGAGGAGAGCCUGUUGGUGGCUCCCCCAACCGUAGAACCGGAGGAGAGCGUGUUGGUGGCGAAUUUUGAUGGCUCAGCGAGAGUGAAGCGUGCAGGAGGCGCAUACAGCGCGAUCCUCCGGAAACUCACCGAGUGGACGAUCCUCGAAGCGAUGUCCGAACACAUGCCAGACUUGACAGUGAACGAGGCAGAGUACAGGGGAUUGCUACUGUGUUUCGAUUUCCUCUCGACUCAAGCCAGGAGGCAAGUCGUGAUCUGUGGAGACUCCAACUUGGUGGUGCGCCAGAUGAGAGGCGAGAUCGACUGUAAGGCGCCAGGUCUGCAGCUGUUAUGCCAGAAGGCGUUGAACCAACUGCGAUCUUGGCCGAAGCACGAAUUCUUACACGUAAAGAUUGGAACCAAAGGCCGACAAGAUCGCCUUACAGCGUGA